This is a messenger RNA of Vitis riparia (riverbank grape), 620 nucleotides long. RefSeq names its product 60S ribosomal protein L44. The transcript has 4 exons. Gene Ontology annotation, biological process: translation. The coding region runs from base 99 to 416 and encodes 105 amino acids. Gene Ontology annotation, molecular function: structural constituent of ribosome. The record is from RefSeq and is a predicted model, not a curated record. Gene Ontology annotation, cellular component: ribosome; cytosolic large ribosomal subunit. Lineage: Eukaryota; Viridiplantae; Streptophyta; Magnoliopsida; Vitales; Vitaceae.
UUUCAGCUGAUUCGUUCGCUGUAUAAAACUAAUAAUAAAACCCUAGCAGAGGCCUAGGGCUUGCGAAGAACUGAAGGAGAGAACCCCAGCACAUCAUCAUGGUGAACGUUCCAAAGACAAAGAAGACAUAUUGUAAGAGCAAGGAGUGCAGGAAGCACACAUUGCACAAGGUGACACAGUACAAGAAGGGUAAAGAUAGCUUAGCUGCCCAAGGAAAGCGCAGGUACGACCGCAAACAAUCAGGUUAUGGAGGACAGACAAAACCCGUCUUCCACAAGAAGGCCAAGACAACCAAGAAGAUUGUGCUGAGGCUUCAAUGCCAGGGUUGCAAACAUGUAUCGCAACACCCAAUCAAGAGGUGCAAGCAUUUUGAGAUUGGAGGGGAUAAGAAGGGAAAGGGCACUUCUCUAUUUUAGAUGGAUUAUUCAUGGUCUUUUUUGCCAUACUAUCUUCCUUUUAGACCUUUUCUUUUAUGUUUGUUCUACUUUUUUGUACUUUGAUUAUGGUGUUCCAUUCCCAAAUUUCUGAAUAUGAUUAAUUUGUUGGAUGUUCUGUGAUGCUUGAAGUAUGUUUAAUUUCAAGAUUGAGUACAUGUAGGGUUAGGGACUUGUUUUCUUGAA